Molecule: messenger RNA, 2356 nt
Organism: Myzus persicae (green peach aphid)
Lineage: Eukaryota; Metazoa; Arthropoda; Insecta; Hemiptera; Aphididae
Gene: prd1
Exons: 6
Coding region: 161-1690 (509 amino acids)
Biological process (GO): lysosome localization; Golgi organization; positive regulation of membrane tubulation
Cellular component (GO): endosome membrane
Molecular function (GO): kinesin binding
Source: RefSeq, a predicted model, not a curated record
AUUUUACUAUCAAAGAACAACAAAUGUGACCAAAUAUAAACAUGAAGUUUAAUCUUAUUUCUACUUUAGUUUAUUCACUCUUAUUGUUUUCAUUGUUUAAUUAUUGAAAUGCGUUUUAGUUAGUAAUUAAUGUACUGUUACCGAUGUAAGCAUUUCGCUGAUGUCGGCCCAUUCGCCAGAUUCGAUCGUCCACCGUCGGUCCAACACCAAACAGGUGCAUCCGGUAGUUGGACUGAAAAGAGUAUCAUUCCACGAAGACGUUAUUGAACCCAGUAAUGGCAAUCUCAUUCAAAUACGAAUUGGGGAAUGUGGUGAAAGAGGAGCACCUGAAGGACAAGAAGACCCUCAACCAAUUGAAACAUCGUCCAAAGGUUCUGUUUUAAAAUCAAAAAAACUAAAGUUUCCUUCUCUUUACAUGAAUGGUUUAAACGUCGAUCUCAAAUCCCAACAAGUCGUUUUUAACCAAAUAGAACUGGAAAUGAAAGAAAAACAGUGGAGCCAUGUUUGGAGUAAACAUUUGGAUAUUGGAUCCAACCAACUGAUUAAUAUAAUUAAAAGAGAUUUACAAUUAAAAACCAAAGAAUCUAUUUAUAAAAUUUAUAGAAUGCUAAGCACUGGCGGAUCACCUUUAUUUGUAGUUAUUACAAAUAUUAGGUUUUGUGUCUUAACUAAAAAUGUAUAUACCAAAAGGUUAGAAGUAUUCUAUAGUUCAAAUUUUACAAGCCUAGACCUAAUAGCCUUAGGCCCAUGUGAUCAAACUGCAGUCUUUGUUAGCGAAAAAUCAAAGAAGUGUACUUUGAUAACAGCAAUAGAUGUGCAAUCAGCAUUACAAAUGAUUGGCAGUCUUGAAUAUGCUUACAGACGAAGUGGACACUAUGACCCAAAUAAUGCGUUUGUUGUCAUAAAUAUUAACCAUGAUGAUAAAUUAUAUGAGGCUGUAAAAUGUCAAAUUUCUAUACCUAAGGAUGAAAAAAUCAAAUUUUAUACAUGGUUGUGGUACUAUAAAGAAAGUGAAUCUUCAAAUAGUUUAAAAUCUCAUUUAGAAGAAUUUUUAAUGGUUAAAAAAGGAUCUAUAUGGAAACCAAGAUUUGUUCGUUUAAGUGAAGAUAUUUUAUACAUAUUUGAACAUCCAGAUCAAAAGUUACUGUGUGAAUCGAUACCUUUAAGAUUUGGUCGUUGUAAAAAAGUCAAAAAAAUUCGUUGUGAUCGACCUCACUCUAUUGAAAUUCUUCUAAUUAAUUACCCAAUCAUUUUGGCACCUGCUGAUUGUAGCCAAGAAGAAAAAUGGUUUAAUGCUCUAAGCUCUUCUUUGGCAGGUCACAAAAACUUAAAUGUUGAAUCCAAAUUACCUGAUGGGUACUGUUGUUUGUUGACCAAUAGCCAUAUAGUUUUGUACAAUUUUCCUCACACAAUUACAGACAGUAUGUUAUUAGUCAAUAUGGAUUCAUUGAAAUUAUCGCCUUCUCCAUCACACUAUUAUGUUGUAAUUGAGUGGUCCUGUUACGAUGCAACAUUGGAGGAAAGCUGCAACGAUUGGGUUGUGCAUUUUUCUUGCAAAUCAAGUUGCGAUGAAUUCAUAUCAUGGUUGUGCACUUUAAGACCGGAUUUAAAUGCUUUGGAAUUAGUUGAAAAAAAAUCUAUACAGCGACACCUUAAAAAUAGUAUAACUUUACAAAGCUCCCUAAUUUAACUUAUUUCACUAUUUUUAUGCUUGUUUUAUUUAUUUGUUACUAAUUUCAAAAUGUCACAAUUCUCAAAACAAAAAAGGUUGUGCUUUCACAUUUGUAGGAUUUACUAUUAUUGGUUAUAUUAAUUUUAACAUUAACAGAGUAAAAAAAAAGGUGCUUAUUUAAAGUUAAGUUUUUCUCGAGGUUUUUCUUAAUUUAAGUGACUUAUGAUAUUAUGUAUAUUAUACUAAAAUUUUGUUUUUAAAUGUUCAACUAAUACAAGUAAAUUACAGUGACGUACUUUGACCUACAUUUUGGUAGAGGUCUUGUAUCUAGGAAUUGGUUGACCUUAACUGACUAAAAAAAAAAUUCAUAAAAAAUUGGGUUGUUUGAUGAUAAUCCCCCUUCCUCCACAAAGUACGCCACUUAAAUUAUAAUGUAAUAUAUUAUACAUAUAUAUUGAUAAAAUGUAUAAUAUUAAUUUCUGUGAUAGGAUUCUUAAAAAUUAUCAUUGUUGUUUUUUUUAUUUAUGCGAUAUGUAAGCUUUUUUAUACUUGAAUGUGACUGUUAAAAAUGUAAGAAACAACCUAACUAGGAUAUUUUUAAACCACAAAAUGAUAUGUUGUUUACAAUUGCUUUAUGUAGAUGCAUAAAUAUACUGUAAUAAUAAUUGAGUUUUAUAAUACAAA